Molecule: messenger RNA, 627 nt
Organism: Closterium sp. Naga37s-1
Lineage: Eukaryota; Viridiplantae; Streptophyta; Zygnematophyceae; Desmidiales; Closteriaceae
Source: the annotation of a GenBank genome assembly
AUGGGGAUCGUCCUGGGUCGUGUCAACGUGGAGACGCCGCAAUUCACGGUGGAGGCGAAGACGGAUGCGUUUGAGAUUCGGCGAUACCCUCCGCAGAUGGUGGCAGAAGUGACGUACGACGGCGACCACCAGAACGGCAUCAACACAGCCUUCUCCGCCUUAGCGGGGUACAUAGGCGCGCUCUCCGCUCCUCAGAACCGUCCUGCACCUGCCCAUUCGGACAGCCCAGGAGAGGGGGGGGAAGGAGGAGGUGGAGAAGUGGGAGGGGAAAGCAGCGCUGCUGGAGAGAAGAUAGCCAUGACUGCUCCUGUGGUGACAGCCCCUACAGCAGCAGGCAAAACCACGAUGCAAUUCCUCCUGCCAGCGUCCCUCGCGCCAUUGACCACGCCCAUCCCCACCAACCUGGAUGUGAGCAUUCAUCAGCUGCCGCCACGCCUCCUGGGUGCUGUCACCUUCUCAGGCCUCACAACGCAAUCAGUGCUUCAGCACAAGUCGCAGGAAUUGCGAGGUGCCCUAGAAGCAGCUGGGUACAAAGUGUGCGGGGAUUAUGUGGUUGGGCGGUACAACCCGCCGUUCACUCUGCCGUUUAUGCGGACAAACGAGAUUUUGUACCCUGUGGAAGGAUAA